Molecule: messenger RNA, 672 nt
Organism: Alternaria alternata
Lineage: Eukaryota; Fungi; Ascomycota; Dothideomycetes; Pleosporales; Pleosporaceae
Exons: 1
Coding region: 82-555 (157 amino acids)
Source: RefSeq, a predicted model, not a curated record
UGCUUUAGCUUAUGCACAAGCCAGGAGCCACCCCUUUCCUGCUCAUCAGCCCAACGCCUCUUUCACCGCUUGGGCCGUGCCAUGCCCUGCCUAGCAUUAUUACACACAUCGUCAAAGUACGUAGCUGACCGACAUUUUGGGGGUCUGCAAUCUGAGCACAAACAUAAAUACGUUGACCCCCCACCAUCGGAGUGUUCGUUUCAUCAUCCAGAGCCGAAGACUACAACACAAAGAGUAUAUCUCUACAGCCUACUACCACUACCACUACAACAUCAUCGUCAUCCAACGAAGACUCCAACAACCAACUCAACACUUCCGCUCAACACCAGCCUAACAGCUCAUCCUCACAAACCAACACAAUGGCCGCCACUAUCUACGACGAGUCCAACAUGGCAUCGCAGAACCUCCCACCUUGCCCUGGCCCACCACCAACCCGCCCUCUUCCUCCUGUCCCAUCGAAAUAGAGGACAUGAACUCUCUACCUCGUUUUUGUCUUGUUCGACCUACACUUGGCUUUGGCGCAUUUCAACAUCGAUAUCAACUCCGCAUCCUUAACCGAGCAUCCUCAACGCGACCCACCUUACUACUCUAUCAUCCGACAUCGAUCUGCACCUUGCCGCCUGGUAUGCCGCCAUCAUGCAGUGCAUCUGCAGCAUCCAGUACUACCUGAUC